Stylonychia lemnae is the source of this 1392-nucleotide messenger RNA. The record is from the annotation of a GenBank genome assembly. Lineage: Eukaryota; Ciliophora; Spirotrichea; Sporadotrichida; Oxytrichidae.
AUGAGUUAAAGAAAAACAGGCAAAGGCAAGGGUAAGACCUACGAAGAUGUAGCUGCAUAAAAAUUUAGAAAUUCUACGAUCCCCGCAGCAGUAGAAGAAAAUGAAUAUCCGGGAGCUAUUAAAAAGAAUACUUAUAUCAUGGCCAAAAUGAGAAAUAGUGAAGAAUAUCACAUUGCUAAGAUUAUUGAAGUUAGAAUUGCACUAGGAAGCGCUAAUUAGCCAGCUGAGUUAUUAAUUGCAGGAGGAGGAAUAGAAUUAGAAGGGGAAGAUGUUAAAAUGAAUGAAAAUGGCCAAAUAAUUGAGCAAAUUAAACCUAAAAGAGUCUUGCAGCCAAACCAAAAAUUUGAAUACUAUGUAAACUAUCUAGGCCACUAGCGAAGAAAUGAUAGAUAUAUAACAGAAGAUGAAUUGAGAAUAAAUGAGGAUGAAUUAGAUAUUGAACUUUCAAAGUACGAAGAAAAAGUCAGGUUGUUAAAAGAAAACGCUGAUUUCUUGUACAAUGAUGAGCAUCAUGGGUUAAAUGAAAAGCAAAUUCAUGAGUUCGAGGAAUCAACUAAGGUAAAGUCAGUUGAGUAUAUAGAAAUUGGAUAGCAUAGAGUAGAAGCCUGGUAUUUUGCUCCCUUUCCUAAGGAGUUUCACUGCAGGACUCUGUACAUUUGCGAAUUUUGUUUAUUCUUCUUCGUUCACAAAAAUGAACUAAUUAGACACUCAGAGAGAUGCGAAGUAAGAUGUCCGCCUGGUGAUGAAAUUUAUAGAGAUGAAUCUGUCUCUAUGUUUGAAAUAGAUGGGAAAAAUUAGUAGGCAUAUUGCGAAAAUAUAUGCCUUAUAGCAAAGUUAUUCUUGGAUCAUAAGACACUAUAUUAUGAUAUUGAUCCUUUCCAUUUUUAUGUCUUAUGCGAGCAUGAUGCUAUGGGAUAUCACAUGGUAGGAUAUUUUUCAAAAGAAAAAGUGAGUGUUGAAAACAAUCUUUCUUGUAUUCUGGUUAUGCCAUUUUGCCAACGUAAAGGCUAUGGUAAAUUUUUGAUUGAAUUUUCCUAUGAGCUAUCAAAGAAAGAACAAAAGGUCGGAUCCCCUGAAAGACCUUUAUCUGAUCUUGGGCAUCGAACUUAUGUUAGUUGGUGGGCAUAAAAGCUUCUAAACAUUCUCUUGGAAAACGAUAGAUCCUUGUCUAUUCAAGAUUUGUCUAAUAUGACAUCCAUUACUCCUACAGAUAUUAUGUACGUAUUGGAAAACUUCAAAAUUUUGAGAUAUCAUUAAGGUAACUAUAUUUUGUUUACUGACAGAGAAUUCUUGCUUCAAAUACUAAAGAAUCAAGGUCAUCCUGGAAGACCAGUAAUCUCACAUAAUAUACAUUGGGUGCCUCAUGGGUAAAGAUAAGAUAAAUUUGCUUGA